This is a messenger RNA of Periophthalmus magnuspinnatus, 4894 nucleotides long. It is a transcript of the gene smad2, whose product is annotated as SMAD family member 2. Gene Ontology annotation, molecular function: RNA polymerase II cis-regulatory region sequence-specific DNA binding; DNA-binding transcription factor activity, RNA polymerase II-specific; I-SMAD binding. Gene Ontology annotation, cellular component: heteromeric SMAD protein complex. Gene Ontology annotation, biological process: cell differentiation; transforming growth factor beta receptor signaling pathway; SMAD protein signal transduction. The transcript is spliced from 11 exons. The record is from RefSeq and is a predicted model, not a curated record. Bases 387 to 1814 code for a protein of 475 amino acids. Lineage: Eukaryota; Metazoa; Chordata; Actinopteri; Gobiiformes; Gobiidae.
AGGCGGGGGCGGGGAUUAGCCGCUUGGUUUAUGUUUUGAGUGAAGCCAUACAUGUUUGGUUGAGCAUUGAAUGAGGGGCCAUCAUCCCGGCGGCUCUGUAGAGGAAUAUCCCCUCAAAAGUGUCUUUAAACGGCUUUAUGAUGAGGACACGGGCCUCUAUUACGGGCACCUGAGUGACACACACCGUCUGUGGACCUCCUCGGUGGGUUUGAAUUGUACCAGCUCCCAGUUGCUUGCCACUUGAGACAUCCAAGGACAAAUGCCUUAAGUUUCAUAUUAUAGAAACAUUGCAUUCGCUUACAGACCCCAACCAUUUUCUAUUUCCUUAUAUCCAACAUUUCACCGGUCUUCACAACACAUUACCAAUCCACCACACUCCAGCCACUAUGUCGUCCAUCCUGCCUUUCACUCCUCCGGUUGUGAAGCGCCUCCUGGGCUGGAAAAAGAGUCCGAGCGGGACCGGCGGCGCAGGCAGUGGGGGCAUCGGAGGCGUGGGGGAGCAGAAUGGAGGGGGACAGGAGGAGAAGUGGUGCGAGAAGGCUGUCAAGAGCCUGGUGAAGAAGCUGAAGAAGACUGGGCAGCUCGAUGAACUGGAGAAGGCCAUCAGCACACAGAACAGCAACACCAAAUGUGUCACUAUACCCAGCAAUUGCUCAGAUCUUUGGGGGCUAGGCUCAGGCCACACGAUAGAGCAGUGGGAGUCUGCAGGCAUGUACGGAUACCAGGACCACGGCAGGUCACUGGACGGCCGCCUCCAGGUGUCUCAUCGUAAGGGCCUGCCCCACGUCAUCUACUGCCGCUUGUGGAGAUGGCCCGACCUGCACAGCCACCACGAGCUGCGCGCCAUCGACACCUGCCAGUAUGCCUUCAACCUCAAGAAGGACGAAGUGUGCGUCAACCCCUACCAUUACCAGAGAGUGGAGACGCCUGUGCUGCCCCCAGUGUUGGUACCACGCCACACAGAGAUUCUGACCGAGCUUCCUCCUCUAGACGAUUUUGCAAAUUCUAUCCCUGAAAACACCAACUUCCCAGCUGGAAUCGACCCUCCCAACAAUUACAUACCAGAGACUCCGCCACCCGGAUACAUAAGUGAGGAUGGCGAGACCAGUGACCAGCAGAUGAAUCAAAGUAUGGAAUCAGGGUCUCCAUCAGAAUUGUCCCCAAGUACUUUAUCUCCAGUCAGCCAUGGACUAGACCUCCAGCCGGUCACCUACAGCGAGCCGGCGUUCUGGUGUUCUAUAGCCUACUACGAGCUCAACCAGCGAGUGGGAGAGACCUUUCACGCUUCGCAGCCAUCACUGACUGUCGAUGGCUUCACUGACCCCUCCAACUCUGAACGCUUUUGUCUAGGACUACUCAGCAACGUCAACAGGAACGCAACUGUGGAGAUGACAAGGAGGCACAUAGGUCGCGGCGUACGAUUGUAUUACAUUGGAGGAGAGGUCUUUGCCGAGUGCCUCAGUGACAGUGCCAUUUUUGUUCAGAGCCCCAACUGCAACCAACGAUACGGCUGGCACCCGGCCACAGUCUGCAAGAUACCAUCAGGCUGCAAUUUGAAGAUCUUCAAUAACCAGGAAUUUGCAGCACUCCUGGCCCAGUCUGUCAACCAGGGCUUUGAGGCUGUGUACCAGCUAACAAGGAUGUGCACCAUCAGAAUGAGCUUUGUGAAGGGCUGGGGAGCAGAAUACAGAAGACAAACUGUCACCAGCACUCCCUGUUGGAUUGAGCUCCAUCUCAAUGGCCCCCUCCAGUGGUUGGACAAGGUGUUGACUCAAAUGGGUUCCCCUUCAGUCCGCUGCUCCAGUAUGUCUUAAACUGAGUCAUCAAAUGCUGACACAUGUAAACAGGAAGUCAAAAAAGAGACAGAUCUGUCAAGUCCACUCCAAAAUGGGGGAAAAGACUAUGGAUCUUUGAUAGAUAGACGGGAUAAACACGGAUCAGUGUGGGCCAAACGUCAGCGUGACAUUCCAGUCAUCUCGGGACAUAUUCAACCUUUACAAUUUCCAAACUAAUUGAUGUCAUAAUGGACCAAACGUUUUUACUGGAUGCUCCAAAACACUAAACACAGUGUCGACAGAACUGUUUUGGCAGUAAUUUAUGCAUGUAACUCACUCAACAUACUUAGUAGGCUCAUGUCACCUUGUUAUUCCAUGCAGUUUGUCGUUUUCUUUUGCAGAAACAUUCAUAUAGAAGGCUUUUUCUCGGGUUACCUUUUUAAACCAAAGCCAACUAACAGCAACCUAUCAAUUAAUAGAGAUUUUAAAUCAUUAAGUCAUUUUAUUGGAAUAUUUGUCAAUGACCAGCCCAAUAUUAUCAAUGUUAUUUUUAUUUUUUUCUGAGUGACCGAUGUUGAAACGAGUUUUGGCCAGAUUUGGCUUAAAUGAUGUAGAUGCCUUCUUGAGUGGCUAACCAGCAAACAUAACUGGAAUGUAUAAGCUACAGGCUAUUGAAAACAACUGUGUCGAUUGACUCAUGAUAAUUAGACGCAAAAAUCUACAAAAUUUUCCCAGUUUUCUAUAGUUCUUUGAGACCCAACAAAUUGCACUAUACUUUACUUUUGCACAUCCUUUUUAUUAAUAAGGAAUGUGCAGUAUGGACCUUCACAUUUUUGAUUGGCACAAUGUCCUAAACUAACAUGCAGUAUUGUCAUCUGGUCUUUGCAACAUCUAGUUUUACUACUGAUGUUCUUAACAGCUUCUAUACUGUUAUUGCACUGCCCCAAAAAUAUGCACCCUUAAUAAUGUUACAUGAGUGUUGCAAAAUAUGCAGCGAGGAAUGUUUAUGAAGCCCAAUGAAAGGCGGAAAUGGCAGAUAUUUUUUAUACAUAAUUUGUGAAAGAAUUCUAUGCUCUUUUUUGACCUACAUGCCCUUGUUGAAUUGGCUUUUAUGCUGUUUUGAAAUGUCUAAAUUGGAUUUUCUCUGAUCUAUAACCAGCUUGUUCAGUAUUGUUCAGAAUUCUACACCCAAAUCUUUCAAGUAUUUAAGCUUUAAACGACAAGCUAGGUAAACCACAAAUUAAUAUUACUUUACACAUUCUUUGUAUUUUCUUAUAUUUUCUAUAUAUAUAGAUCUAUUUAAAAUUUCCCACUUUUCUUUAGAAAUCAGUAUUUUAGAGUAUGCCCUUUAUUGCCUGUUAUUUUACAAUAUCACAGCAUGAUGAAGUAAUAAUAAACAUGAUGUACUAUAUAUUGCAUUUCCACUGAAAAAAAUGAAGUGCGAGCUUUUUGGACACAAUUGGCCUUAAGAUGCCCCAAUUAUGCAAUUUCUGGAAAAGUGGCUGUUUUGGUUUAAAUCAGCUUGUUUGUUAGUACGUACAAAGUAUUCCUUUGCUGACAAGAUGGAUAAGAAUAUGGUCUUGUAUGGCAAAGGCCUUUCUACAACUGCCAGCUGUAAAAAUGGUGGGCUCAAUUGUCACAAAUUAGUGUUUGUUUUUUUUUUCUUUUAUACCGAACAUAUUAUUGAAGACUGUAUAGAUUAAACUUUAAAAAAAUCUGAUGUAUUAAUCAUUACAUUUUGCCUUUCAACAGCUCUGGCAUUAAAAUGACUGUGGGUGUGUUUAAAUGCGUACAGGACAGUGUAAUAUUGGUCUUGGUCCCGUCACUAAAAAUAUAGCACUUGUUUGGGCACCCAAGCAAUUAUGAAUUUUGUUAAAAUAGGACCUUACAUGUAAAUAAGCCUAUAAUGUAUGUAAAUAACGUAAAAGGCAAAGAGGCUACACCUUAACGGCUUAAAGCUCGUAAGAGCCAAUUUUAUAGCCUUUAAGAAUGUUGUUACCUCAUCAAAAACAUACCUGGAGUUAUGUUUUGUUUCAUUCACACAUGAUUGAGUAACCCUUUAUUAUUGGUUUGUCUACAUCGCCAAUGCUGAAAAUGCUGUGAUGUCAGCAGUCUUCAGGUAAAUUGCUACCUUUUACCUUUUUUCAGUAGAGAUGGGGCAAUUCCAUGACUGAAAUUAUCUAAAUGAUUCUAGUGAAGGUGUAUGGAGCUUAAAAACACUGUUGAUCCUUCCUUUAUUACCACAUGACAUCACAAGGUAGAGCAAAGUGCUUUCUGCGUGUGAAGGAAACAAAACGCAUGUCCAGGUAUGUUUUCGAUGAGGAAGCUACAUCAUAACAGAUCAGAAAAUGGCAUAAUAUAGGCCCUAAUUCAGGGUAAAGCACUCAUUAUAGCCUACAUUUGUCAAUAUUGGACCAUUGAGUCGCAUGUAAACACAUUCACCUUUUGCUAUUUCCAAUUGCAUUAUCUUUUAAAAAUGUACUUUAGUCUGUACAAUUCCCGUAAAUAUAGAUUUUUAUGUGAAAUGGUUUGAGUUCUGCAUUGCAAUCAUAUUUGUGGUUCAGGACAGACAGGCAAGGUAAACACCAGCAUUUCAAGAAACCAUUUUAUUGAAUAGCGAAAACUCUAUGGCUGCUGGCCUACAUUUGUACUUGGAGGGGCUUCACAAUAUUUGGGUAAUUGAAAAGCAUUAAUGGGUUAAGUACCGUAUUGUAUUCACUCUCUGUAACCCCACAGUUAUUAAAUAGUCCAAUUGUUGCCCACCUGCCACCUCCAAUUAGCCUAUUUUCUUCAAUAAGACCAACCGAUGCAUUUUUUUUCUUCUUUCAGCUCUGUUUUAAUUUGAUCUUUUUAUAAUUUGUAACAUUGUCUCCAAGCGGCCCAACUCUGCUCGGGAUUCUGCUAUUCUGAAAUGGGUGCCUUUGGGGGAAAGAAUUUCUUGUCAUGUCUUGUGAUGUUGAUGUAUAUUAUUUCAUGCAUCCAUGUUCUCUUUUUCUGUCGACUAUGUAUAUUGCAUUAUUAUAGACAAUCUUAGGUUUUCUGUCUUCAUCCUAUCAAACUUCACUUUCACCACUAUUCAGACAUCUUACAGUGUAACUAAUAAAGCUGUUUUAAAUCAA